Molecule: messenger RNA, 855 nt
Organism: Aspergillus terreus NIH2624
Lineage: Eukaryota; Fungi; Ascomycota; Eurotiomycetes; Eurotiales; Aspergillaceae
Product: acetate uptake transporter family protein
Exons: 1
Coding region: 1-855 (284 amino acids)
Cellular component (GO): plasma membrane
Molecular function (GO): acetate transmembrane transporter activity
Source: RefSeq, a predicted model, not a curated record
AUGGAAGAACAACAAAACAUCCGCAGGGUGGCGUUUGCGCCGGGCACAGCUGAUGGAGUGGCUGAAUACGAUGCGGCCAAGGAGGAAGAGACGCCGCUCCGAAUCCCAGCGCCUCCGACGAUGCCUCGUCCCAGUCGAACAGUGUCUCAUGUACAUGAGCCGCCGUAUAUGAAGCUGGCCAAUCCGGGUCCGCUGGGACUGCUUGGUUUUGCCAUCACAACCUUCGUUCUUGGGCUAUACGAAUGCGGCGCUGGGUAUGACUUCUCUCGCAAUCGGAUUUGCGACGCUGACAUUUUCGCCGUUAUCAGACUGCCUCACUCGGACCCUGCAGGCGAUGUCGGUCCAAAUCAAGCCGUCUUCGGACUGGCCAUCUUCAUGGGCGGAGCCGCGCAGUUCGUUGCGGGCAUCAUGCAAUUCCGAGUGGGUAAUACCUUUGGAAGUACGGUGCACUGCUCGUAUGGGGCCUUCUGGCUGAGCUACGCCAUGUUUCUGAUCCCAUCGCUGGAUAUCCGGGGGCAGUACAAAGGCGACGAACGGGCAUACACGUUUGCAAUUGCGAUAUACCUCACCCUGUGGUGUUUCCUGACCUUCCUCUUCCUGAUUGCAGCUCUUAGGACGAACGUUGCUAUUCUCCUGCUGUUUUUCUUUCUCACAAUGGCGUUCUUAUUCCUGGCGCUCGCGAACUACCUCAUGACGGAGCACCCAACUGCGGCGGUCCGUCUCAACAAAACAGGGGGAGCGUUCGCUGUUAUUUGUGCCGCAGUUGCGUUCUAUGGAGGGGCAUCGGGCCUUAUGCUGCCUGAGACUACUUUUGUGAGGUUUCCCUUGGGGGAGUUCCCACAUCCUGCAGUGUAA